AUGAAUAUACAACAACCGACUGAACCAUCAGUCGAGAAAUUAGAAGAGAAAGCAAGAAAAUGGCAACAAAUGCAAUCAAAGCGUUAUGGAGAAAAAAGAAAGUUUGGUUUUAUUGAACAUGAAAAAGCUGAUAUGCCACCAGAGCAUAUCAGAAAGAUUAUUAAAGAUCAUGGAGACAUGUCGAGUAAGAAAUACAGACACGAUAAAAGAAUUUAUUUAGGUGCCUUAAAAUAUGUACCACAUGCAGUAUUAAAGUUGCUAGAAAAUAUGCCAAUGCCUUGGGAACAAGUUCGUGAAGUACCCGUUUUAUACCAUAUUACUGGAGCAAUCACAUUCGUUAAUGAAAUUCCAUGGGUUAUUGAACCUGUAUACAUAGCGCAAUGGGGUACUAUGUGGAUUAUGAUGCGUCGCGAAAAACGCGAUAGACGACAUUUUAAGCGUAUGCGUUUUCCUCCAUUUGAUGACGAAGAACCUCCAUUGGAUUAUGGUGAUAAUAUUUUAGAUGUAGAACCAUUGGAAGCAAUUCAAAUGGAAUUAGAAGAAGAUGAAGAUGCUCCAGUUUAUGAGUGGUUAUAUGAUCAUAAACCCUUGAUGGACACUAAGUUUGUGAAUGGAUCAACAUACCGGCGGUGGAAAUUAAGUUUGCCUAAAAUGUCAACUUUAUAUCGUUUAGCACAUCAAUUGUUGUCAGACUUGACAGAUCAAAAUUAUUUUUACUUAUUUGAUUUAAAGUCAUUUUUCACUGCUAAAGCAUUAAAUUUGGCAAUUCCUGCUGGACCAAAAUUUGAGCCAUUGUAUAGAGAUAUGGAUGCGGCUGAUGAUGAUUGGAAUGAGUUCAAUGAUAUAAAUAAGAUUAUUAUCAGGCAACCUAUUCGUACAGAGUACAAAAUAGCUUUCCCCUUCCUAUAUAAUUCUUUGCCACGCUCCGUUCAAGUAUCAUGGUAUCACGAACCUUCGGUCGUUUAUAUUCGUGCCGAAGAUCCUGAUUUACCUGCAUUUUAUUUUGACCCUAUCAUAAAUCCUAUUUCAUCGCGCAAUGUUGCUGCUGCACAAGAACUUCGAAAUUUACUAGAAAACGAAAUAUUUGGUGAAAAAGAGAUAGAUACAGGAUUUUCACUUCCAAGCAGAGUGGUACCAUUUUUAGAAGAUCGACCAUUAUAUACAGAUACGACAGCUGACGGGAUUGCAUUAUGGUGGGCCCCUUAUCCUUUUAAUAAACGUAGCGGUCGUAUGAGACGAGCUGAAGAUAUACCUUUAGUAAAGAAUUGGUAUCUUGAACAUUGUCCUCCUGGACAGCCUGUUAAAGUUCGCGUCUCUUAUCAAAAGCUCAUAAAAUGUUAUGUUUUAAAUGCUUUGAAACAUCGCUCUCCGAAAUCCUUGAACAAGAAAUACUUGUUCCGUCAACUUAAAUCUACAAAAUUCUUCCAAACUACUGAAUUGGAUUGGGUCGAGGCAGGAUUACAAGUUUGUCGUCAAGGCUAUAAUAUGCUUAACCUUUUGAUCCAUCGUAAGAAUCUCAAUUACUUGCAUUUGGAUUACAAUUUCAACUUAAAACCUGUGAAAACACUUACCACCAAAGAACGUAAAAAGUCUCGAUUCGGAAAUGCCUUCCAUUUAUGUCGAGAAAUUUUACGGUUAACCAAGCUGGUCGUUGAUUCACACGUACAAUAUCGUUUGGGAAAUGUAGAUGCAUUUCAGUUAGCUGAUGGUUUACAAUACAUAUUUGCACAUGUCGGUCAACUCACUGGAAUGUACAGAUAUAAAUACCGUCUAAUGAGGCAGAUUAGAUUGUGUUUUAGCGGUGACACCAAAAUUAUGAUGCCUAACGGAACUUUUAAAGAAGCAAAGGAUAUAGCUGUUGGAGAUCAAGUAAUGGGUGAUGACGGUGAACCUCGUCGUGUAAUUUCACGUACUCGAGGUCAUGGCAUUAUGUAUCGCAUAAAUUUCUCUAAAAUAAAAGAUGAUGGGUUCGUUUGUAACGGACAACAUAUUCUCGUGCUUAAGUCCAAAUUCCAUCCUACGAUAGAAGUAGACGAAAAAGGACAAUCGAUUACUGUUGUUUAUAUGUCAUACGAUACAUAUGACAGAGAACUUGGUUUAAAAAUUCCGACAGUUUCUUCUAAAAGCUUUUCUUGGAAUCUUAACGUAUAUGAUAGUUAUGAAGCAGCGAAGAAAGCGGCUUCUAAACGUUUAGAAGAACUAAAUAUGCUUGGAUAUAAAGGUCAGCUUUGCUCAGGCUUUAAUCGAUGGAUAAUACAAUUAAGUUACGAAUCACCAUAUACCAAACCUUUGGAAUAUGAUGGACUUAAUUUUUACUGGAAACAACCAAAAAAUAAGAGAAUCUAUAAACAUAAGGACGCUAUAAUUCGUGCAAGUAAUUUUGUAGAAAAACAAAAUGAAUUCAUUAGAAAUUUUGUUUGGGAAGUUUCCGUUGAGAAUUACCUGCGAUUUCAUAAAAAAUAUCCAUAUGUUGCCGAUUAUAUUAGAAUGUACCGGUGUUCCAUUCUAAAAUUCCCUGAAUUAAGUAUUUUAAAUAUUAAAUCUAUAAUUGAAGAUUCAUAUAAAGAAGCUGGUGUUUACAGCAAUUACAUUGAUGAGGGCGAACUUGCUUGGCUUUUUGGUGCAUGGCUCGGCAACUACAAUACAUCAAGGCCAAUAAUAUAUCUUCACCCAGAGAGUUCUCGUAACAUGAUAAUUAAAUUAAAAGAGAUUUCUGAAAAAUUACAACUUAAUCUUGUAAUGGAGGACACGGAUGCUGAGUUAAUUUCUAAAUCCGGUCAAAAUAAAUCCAAUAUCUUUAUAAAUAUUCUCAAGCGUUUGGGAAUAUUUGAAAACAAUAAAGCACUUGAUGAUAACUUGAUAUGUGGCUUUACAAAUCAAUCAGAACAUUUUCGACUUAAUAUUUUGGCAGGACUUAUUGAUACCAACGGCUAUAUUAAAUAUCAUAAACAAAAUCGUUGUUGUUAUGAAGUUUCUCAAGAUUUAAAAUCUCAUACACGUAUCGAGCGCCUUGUACGUCACGUGGCACUUUCAUUGGGGUUAAAGGCAACGAUUAGAACUGAUGUAGAAGAACUUCAUGAUAAUGAUAAAACAAGAAUCGCAGAAUCUGUUCGAACCUUUAUUAGUGGAUCAAAAAUCAAUGACAUUCCAGUUGUUGUUGAUCAUAAACGAAUACCUGGAGAACAAAGGUUGAUGACAUUUAGUGAUUCUAAUGGAUACAUUAAAUUUUCCAUUGAGCGCUUAAAUGAUGAUAAUUACUAUGGCUUUGGGGUAGAUGGAAACAAUGAAAGGAUUUUACUAAAAGAUUUCUUGGUGUCACAUAAUUGUAAAGACUUGAAACAUCUUAUUUAUUAUCGUUUUAACACGGGACCAGUAGGGAAAGGUCCGGGUUGUGGUUUUUGGGCACCAGGAUGGCGUGUUUGGCUAUUUUUCAUGAGGGGAAUCGUUCCUUUAUUAGAACGAUGGCUUGGAAAUUUAUUGGCACGUCAUUUUGAAGGUCGUCAUUCUAAGGGAAUUGCCAAGACUGUAACAAAACAACGUGUUGAAUCUCAUUAUGACCUUGAACUUCGUGCUGCUGUUAUGCAUGAUAUCUUGGAUAUGAUGCCGGAAGGCAUCAAAGCUAAUAAGUCAAAGACUAUAUUACAGCAUCUUAGUGAGGCUUGGAGAUGUUGGAAAGCAAACGUUCCUUGGCAUAUUAUGGGAAUGCCUAAACCGAUCGAAAAUAUGAUUCUUAGAUAUGUUAAGAGCAAGGCUGACUGGUGGACCAGCGUAGCGCAUUAUAAUCGGGAAAGAAUUCGAAGAGGUGCAACCGUUGACAAAACGGUUUGCAAAAAAAAUCUUGGACGUUUGACGCGUUUAUGGUUGAAAGCCGAACAAGAGCGUCAACAUAAUUAUCUUAAAGAUGGUCCUUAUAUUACCGCUGAAGAGGCCGUUGCGAUUUACACGUCCACUGUCCAUUGGUUAGAAAGUCGUAAAUUUUCACCCAUUCCUUUCCCACCACUUUCAUAUAAACAUGACACCAAAUUAUUAAUUUUGGCGCUCGAAAGAUUGAAAGAGGCUUAUAGUGUUAAAGGAAGACUUAAUCAAAGUCAACGCGAAGAAUUGGGAUUAAUCGAACAAGCUUAUGACAAUCCACACGAAGCCCUUAGUCGAAUUAAACGUUUAUUGUUGACUCAGCGUGCAUUUAAAGAAGUCGGAAUCGAAUUUAUGGAUCUUUAUAGCCACUUGAUUCCAGUAUUUGACGUUGAACCUCUUGAAAAAAUUACUGAUGCGUAUCUCGACCAAUACUUAUGGUACGAGGGAACAAAGAGAAAUUUAUUUCCCGCAUGGAUUAAACCUUCUGAUACUGAACCACCUCCAUUGCUUGUUUAUAAAUUCUGUCAAGGCAUUAACAAUUUGACAGAUGUAUGGGAUACAUCUGAAGGACAAAUUAAUGUCAUGUUAGAAACUCAAUUUAGUAAAGUCUAUGAAAAGAUAGAUUUGACUUUAUUAAACAGAUUGUUACGAUUAAUCCUGGAUCACAAUCUUGCAGAUUACAUGACAGCGAAGAAUAACGUAGUGCUAAACUACAAAGACAUGAAUCAUGUUAAUGCAUACGGUCUAAUUCGUGGUUUGCAAUUUGCAAGUUUCAUAUUCCAAUAUUAUGGCCUCAUUCUUGACUUGUUAGUUCUUGGAUUACAACGAGCAUCUGAAAUGGCAGGGCCAGCCUCGAUGCCUAAUGACUUUCUUCAAUUCCGUGAUGUUGCAACCGAAACUAGACAUCCGAUAAGAUUAUACUGUCGUUAUAUUGAUAAAGUUCACAUAUUUUUCCGAUUUAAUGCUGAAGAAGCUAGGGACUUGAUUCAACGUUAUUUAACAGAACAUCCUGAUCCAAAUUCAGAAAAUAUAGUUGGAUAUAAUAAUAAGAAAUGUUGGCCACGAGAUUGUAGGAUGAGACUUUUCAAGAGUGAUGUUAAUGCUGGAAGAGCAGUAUUUUGGGAUAUCAAAAAUAGAUUACCUCGUUCAUUAACUACGAUCGAAUGGGAGGACACUUUUUGUAGUGUUUAUUCUAAAGAUAAUCCAAACGUUUUGUUUUCAAUGUGUGGUUUUGAAGUAAGAAUACUUCCAAAGAUUCGAAAUCUUAAUGAAGAAUUUACACUUAAAGAUGGUGUAUGGAACUUGAUUAAUGAACAAACAAAAGAAAGAACUGCACAAGCUUUCCUUCGCGUUGAUGAAGAAUCGAUGCAAAAAUUUCAUAAUCGUGUCCGUCAAAUUUUAAUGGCUAGCGGAAGUACCACAUUCAGUAAAAUCAGUAACAAAUGGAACACCUGCUUAAUUGGUUUGAUGUCUUAUUAUAGAGAAGCGGUUGUACAUACUCGUGAACUGUUGGAUAUUAUUGUGAAAGCAGAAAAUAAGAUUCAAACCAGAAUUAAGAUCGGUCUUAACAGUAAAAUGCCUAGUCGUUUCCCUGUGCACGUAUUUUAUUGUCCCAAAGAAUUGGGUGGUCUUGGUAUGUUGUCGAUGGGUCACGUGCUUAUUCCUCAAUCUGAUUUACGCUGGAGUAAACAAACAGAAACACAGAUUACACACUUUCGUGCCGGGAUGUCACAUGAAGAAGAUCAAUUGAUUCCUAAUUUAUUCCGAUACCUUCAACCAUGGGAGUCCGAAUUCAUUGAUUCUCAACGUGUAUGGGCGGAAUAUGCGCUCAAGCGUCAAGAAGCUAAUGCUCAAAAUAGAAGAUUAACACUUGAGGAUCUUGAAGAUUCUUGGGAUAGAGGUUUACCUAGGAUUAAUACUCUGUUCUCAAAGGAUCGACACACCCUUGCUUACGAUAAAGGAUGGCGGGUCAGAAAUGAUUUUAAACAAUAUCAAGUACUAAAGAAUAAUCCAUUCCAUUGGACGAGUUCGCGUCAUGACGGUAAACUUUGGUCUCUCAACAAUUAUCGAACUGAUGUCAUCCAAGCACUUGGAGGUCUUUUCUGGGAGAAAGCAUCUGGAUUUGAGGAAUCUAUGAAAUAUAAGAAAUUAACAAAUGCUCAAAGAUCCGGUCUUAAUCAAAUUCCCAACAGAAGGUUCACCUUAUGGUGGUCGCCAACUAUUAACCGUGCCAAUGUCUACGUUGGUUUCCAAGUACAACUUGAUCUCACGGGUAUCUUUAUGCAUGGAAAAAUUCCCACAUUGAAAAUUUCAUUAAUUCAAAUAUUCCGGGCUCAUUUAUGGCAAAAAGUAUUCGAUUCGGAGCUUGAAAGUUUACAGAUUGAAACAGUUCAAAAGGAGAGCAUCCAUCCGAGAAAAUCAUACAAGAUGAAUUCCUCGUGUGCAGAUAUAUUGCUUUUCGCCGCAUAUAAGUGGAAUGUAUCCAAACCAUCAUUAUUGAAUGAUAAUAAAGACACCAUGGACGGUACGACAACUUCGCGUUGGUUUGUUGAUGUACAGCUUAGAUUUGGUGAUUUUGAUUCUCAUGACAUUGAAAGAUAUACCAGAGCAAAAUUCUUGGAUUAUUCUACAGAUAAUAUGAGUAUAUAUCCAUCACCAUUUGGUAUUAUGAUUGGUAUAGAUCUUGCGUAUAAUUUACAUAGUGCGUAUGGUCAUUGGAUUCCUGGAAUGAAGCCAUUAAUACAAUCAGCAAUGGCCAAAAUUAUGAAGGCAAAUCCUGCGUUAUACGUCUUGCGUGAACGUAUCCGUAAAGGGUUACAAUUAUAUUCCUCAGAACCAACUGAACCUUAUUUAUCAUCACAAAAUUAUUCUGAAUUGUUUAGCAAUCAGAUUAUUUGGUUCGUUGAUGACACCAAUGUAUAUCGUGUAACAAUUCACAAGACCUUUGAAGGUAAUUUGACCACGAAACCAAUCAACGGAGCUAUUUUUAUUUUUAAUCCUAGAACUGGACAAUUGUUCUUGAAGAUUAUUCACACCUCGGUUUGGGCCGGUCAGAAGCGUUUGGGUCAAUUGGCCAAAUGGAAAACUGCAGAAGAAGUAGCUGCUUUAAUUAGGUCAUUACCAAUUGAAGAACAACCCAAACAAAUUAUUGUUACACGAAAGGGAAUGUUGGAUCCUCUUGAAGUGCAUUUACUUGAUUUCCCCAAUAUUGUUAUCAAAGGAAGUGAAUUACAACUUCCAUUCCAGGCUUGUCUUAAAUUAGAAAAGUUUGGUGAUUUGAUUCUCAAAGCUACUGAGCCUCAAAUGACAAUUUCAUCAUACACUGCAUUCUCGCGUCUUAUUCUUAUUUUACGUGCUUUACAUGUAAAUACGGAUAAAACAAAGAUGAUUUUACGUCCAGAUAAAAAUACCAUUACUGAACCUCAUCAUAUUUGGCCAACUUUGUCUGAUGAAGAAUGGAUUAAAGUUGAAGUUGCUUUGAAAGAUUUGAUUUUGGCAGAUUAUGGAAAAAAGAAUAAUGUUAAUGUAGCAUCUCUUACACAAUCGGAAAUUCGUGAUAUUAUCCUUGGAAUGGAAAUUUCCGCACCAUCUUUACAACGGCAACAAAUUGCAGAGAUCGAAAAACAAACCAAGGAGCAGUCUCAACUUACAGCCGUCACUACAAAGACACAAAAUGUACACGGUGAUGAGAUGAUUGUUACAACUACUAGUAAUUAUGAGACACAAACAUUUUCUUCGAAGACAGAAUGGCGUGUUCGGGCUAUCUCUUCGACAAAUUUACAUCUUCGUACCAAUCAUAUUUAUGUCAACGCUGAGGAUAUUAAGGAUACCGGAUAUACUUAUGUAUUACCAAAGAACGUAUUGAAACGAUUCAUUCAAGUUGCCGACCUCCGAACACAAAUUGCUGCAUUCCUUUAUGGAGUAUCACCUCGUGAUAAUGCUCAGGUUAAAGAAAUUAAGAGUUUGGUUAUAGUUCCACAAUAUGGUACGCAUCAAUCAGUAAACUUACCAUAUGCGUUGCCGGAUAACGAAUAUCUUAAAGAUCUUGAACCUCUUGGUCUUAUUGUUACUCAACCAUUCGAGACUGCACAAUUAUCUCCGACAAUCCUAUCUCUUCAUGCAAGAAUUGUAGCAGACAAUAGGAAUUGGGAUGCAGACAAAACAAUUUCGAUGACGGUUUCAUUCACACCUGGAUCUUGCUCUUUGACAGCAUAUAAAUUGACACCUGCCGGUUUCGAAUGGGCUCGUAAUAAUAAGGACACCUCUGUUAAUCCACCUGGUUAUCUUCCAACAUUUGCUGAAAAAGUACAAAUGUUGUUAUCUGAUCGAUUCAUGGGAUUCUUUAUGGUUCCGGAAAAUGAUAUUUGGAAUUAUUCAUUUAUGGGACCUAGUCACAGUGCAUCUAUGAAAUAUACCCUCAAAUUGGAUGUACCGAAGGAAUUUUAUCACGAAUUACACAGGCCGCAACAUUUUCUUAACUUUAGUUCAAUGGAGGAAGAUGUCGAAGCUGAUCGUGAAGACGCAUUUGCUUAG
This is a messenger RNA of Funneliformis geosporum, 8388 nucleotides long. Lineage: Eukaryota; Fungi; Glomeromycota; Glomeromycetes; Glomerales; Glomeraceae. The record is from the annotation of a GenBank genome assembly.